AUGAAGCUCAUAAGGAUUUCUGGGUUUCUAAAACUGUUUCGUAAGCUCAUAAAGAUAAAACCAGCGAAAAAGUCAAACCAUCCUCCACGGCCUCCGUCGCCGCCUCCGCCACUUUCUUCGUCGUUUGAAUCACUACCGGAGGACAUUGUUUUGACCUGCUUGGCUUUGAUAUCGACUUCGUACUACCCAAAGCUCUCUCUUGUCUCCACUAGCUUUCGCAGGCUUGUCCGCUCCGAUAAGCUCUACAAGGUACGACGCCAACUUAAAACUGAAGAAGAGUGUUUUUAUCUCUGUCUAAAAUCGCGCACCAAUCCCACCGAUCCUUGCCUCAUCUGGUAUAGUCUCUGGAUAAAACCUGAUAAUCAAACCCUAAACCAAUGCAUGACUGAUGAAGACAAGUCUACUGGAAAUUUAUUGGUACCGGUGCAGUCUUCCUAUCGUACUAAUAUACCAAAUGUAAGGAGCGUAAGGGUUGGUUCAGAAAUAUACACGAUACACUGUCGUAACUUUCCCCCAUCGUCGGCUAUGUGGGUCAAAAACGAGCUGACUGGCGAGAGGCGUGAAGCCCCUAGGAUGAUGAUGGCUCGCAGGGAACCCGCACUUAUGUGCGUCCUCGAUGGGAAAAUAUAUGUAAUGGGAGGGUGUAGAGCUGAUGAGUCGACGCAUUGGGGUGAGGUUUUCGACGUAGAGACUCAAACUUGGGAACCUUUACCGGACCCUGGCCCUGAGGUCCGGUUCUCUUCAAAUAAAUUCCUAGCAGGAGCGGAUGGAAAUAUUUAUGUCAAGAACAAGAAGAAGAUCUUUGUUUACCUUGUAGACGAAAAUAAAUGGGAUGUCAAGCAAAGCUCGAGUGAGAGAUUACAACAUGGUGAGAGAUUGGUUAAGGGUUGUGUGAUAAAGGAUGUAAAGUACGCUUAUGCGAGAAAAAUAUGCUGGUGGAAAGACAAAAUGUCAGACGAGUGGAGAAUCGUCAAGGAUUUGAAUGGACUUGAUGCGUAUUUUAUAAAUGAUGCUGAAGUUGGUACUUAUGGUGGAAAGCUCGUAAUCUUCUGGGACAGUCCUGCAUCUUCUCGUCCAUAUAAAACCAAGAAAAUAUGGUGUGCUGUGAUUUUGCUUGACAGGAGCCUCCAUGGUGAAGUUGAGGGUCAAAUUGAAUGGGUUGAUACUGUGGCUACAGUCCCUAUGUCAUACAGCCUCGUCAAGUGUGAGACCUUUUGGGUAUGA
This is a messenger RNA of Microthlaspi erraticum, 1224 nucleotides long. NCBI's taxonomy places the organism in Eukaryota, Viridiplantae, Streptophyta, Magnoliopsida, Brassicales, Brassicaceae. The record is from the annotation of a GenBank genome assembly.